Molecule: messenger RNA, 1211 nt
Organism: Onthophagus taurus
Lineage: Eukaryota; Metazoa; Arthropoda; Insecta; Coleoptera; Scarabaeidae
Gene: Oda
Product: Ornithine decarboxylase antizyme
Biological process (GO): positive regulation of protein catabolic process
Cellular component (GO): nucleus; cytoplasm
Molecular function (GO): ornithine decarboxylase inhibitor activity
Source: RefSeq, a predicted model, not a curated record
UUAUUUAACGCAUGUUUUGAAAAGAAGGGCAUAAGCAAAAAUUUCUAAUCGAAUUAUGCCAGUUAUCUGUCGAACGGUCCCGAGAAAAGACCACAACAAACAAGAACCGUCCUUCUUCUCACUGACGACGACAUGAAACUUAACGCCGUUGUUUUCGAUGAACAAAACGUUCCUUCAUCAAUCAACAAUAGUUAUAAUUAUAAUGAAACAGAGAGCUUUUCAUUGAGUAGUAGUAAACAGCAAUCCACGGAAACAUUGAGCCCAGCCUCGCUGGGCACCUCUAUGUCUCCGGGAGUAGGGCCUCUGUGGUGGUCCGAUGCCCCUGGGCAACCCAGGGGCGCUCCGCCGCCGCUGCGGCUCACCUUCCGCACCCCACGACAACCAUGGGAGGGUGUCCUCGUAGGAAGGACACUCUACGUCGCGCUGCCACCGUGCAUGCUGCCUGAGGGAUCGCGUGAAGCAUUCGUAGCCUUGCUAGAAGCAGCCGAGGAACAACUUCAUUGUCAACAUGUCGUCGUCGUCUUCAACGGUGAUAGACAAGAUCGGCCCGUUUUGGUCCGUACAUUCAUGUUUCUCGGUUUUGCCGUUUUGGCACCAACUUCACCGUUGGUUCCUGCGGCUCUAGCUAACGGUAACAACGUUUGCAUGCUCUAUAACAUCGAGUAGUUCACCCCCAGACCAGCCUCGGAGCUUUCUGCACCUUCCAACUUUUUUUGUUAAAAAAAAUAAUAAUAAACUUAGACGAAAAAAAAAAAAAAAUGUAGAUUUUUUAGAUUUUAAGACUCACACUCAAUUUUCACCGAAUUUUUAAUGACGAUAAAUGUUUUGUAUCUAAAAAAAAAUAAUUAUUUUCUUUCUUUUUUAUGUAAAUAAAAAUAAAAUGUCACAUUUCUGCUUGAAAUACAAAUAAAUAAAAUAUACUACUUGCUUAAGAAAAUUAAAGGAAAAUUAAAAUGAUGUUGAGAGAAAAUUUUGUAUGUAAAAGUCAACGGAGAAUGUUAAUUGAGAAUGAUGUCUAUGAAACAUUGUAUAUCGUUAGUACCUAGCUUAAGUUAUGAUUGCUUAUUGUACCUACACGUAAUUUUUAAGAUAGGAAGGUGCGGAAAGUAAAACAAAAUUAACAAUCGGAUUUGUCGUAGCGUCGUGCGGAUAGAUGCCCCUUUAAAAUGAAAAAAAAUGUAAAAAAAAAUUAUAAAAAGUAUUUGCAAAAA